GCAGCACCGUGGGUUUCCCUGCCUCACUUCCUUGCCUGAGUGGAUGAUCCUGUGGAGAAGGCAGAGAAGCAUGGUGCUGCCAGUGAAUGGGGCGAUCGCGUGAAGAUGACGGCGGGAAGUGUGCGGCGCCUGUGGAACAUCUGUGUGGAAGUCAGGCCAAUUUACGGUUCAUGCUCAUCUCUAAUCACCGUUGGAAUCCAUACCAAGGCAUGGUUUAUUGCUGGAAUCUUUUUAUUGAUGACAAUACCAAUAUCUCUUUGGGGAAUAUUACAACAUUUAGUUCAUUAUACUCAGCCUGAAUUACAGAAGCCAAUAAUAAGGAUUCUCUGGAUGGUGCCAAUUUACAGUCUAGACAGUUGGAUAGCAUUGAAGUAUCCCAACAUUGCAAUAUAUGUGGAUACUUGUAGGGAAUGCUAUGAAGCAUACGUCAUCUACAACUUCAUGGUAUUUCUUUCAAGUUACUUGACCAAUCGUUAUCCAAAUCUGGUGUUAAUUAUAGAAGCCAAAGAUCAGCAAAAACAUCUGCCACCUCUGUGUUGCUGUCCACCAUGGGCUAUGGGAGAGGUGUUGUUGUUCCGAUGUAAGCUUGGUGUUCUUCAGUAUACAGUUGUCAGGCCAUUCACCACCAUCAUUGCUUUAAUCUGUGAAUUGGUAGGCGUAUAUGAUGAAGGAAACUUCAGCUUCAAAAAUGCUUGGACAUACUUGGUUUUUUUCAACAACUUAUCCCAGCUUUUUGCUAUGUACUGCCUUGUAUUGUUUUAUAAAGUACUGCGGGAUGAACUGAACCCUAUCAGACCUGUAGGGAAAUUUCUGUGUGUGAAGAUGGUGGUGUUUGUUUCUUUUUGGCAAGCUGUACUUAUUGCAAUAUUGGUGAAAGUUGGUGUUAUCUCUGAAAAGCACACAUGGGAAUGGCAAAGUGUUGAAGCUGUGGCAACUGGUCUACAGGAUUUUAUUAUCUGUGUGGAAAUGUUCUUUGCUGCAAUUGCUCACCAUUACAGUUUUUCUUACAAGCCUUACGUGCAAGAAGCUGAAGAGGGAUCAUGUUUUGAUUCCUUUCUUGCAAUGUGGGAUAUUUCUGAUAUCAGGGCAGAUGUAUCUGAACAAGUUCGCAAUGUUGGAAGGACAGUUUUUGGCCAACCAAGAAAAAUGUUUUUUGGUGAGGAUCCUGAACAGAACGAACACACAAGUUUGCUCUCGUCAUCCACUCAAGACCCAAUCUCUGCUGCCUCUUCCAUACCAACAUCACCUGUAGGCCACUAUCAAGGAUUUGGACAUACAGUGACCCCAACAAUCCCUACUGAGCCAAUGUCUGACGGUUUCUGUAACGCUGCAGAGGAGAAUGAAAAUUCCAUGGUUCAGAUAAAGAAGCCUGCAGUUAAAAGUUAAAUCUCUUUCCUCAAGUACGUCAGGGAUUACUUGCUAUGUUUGUUUUUUGGCCUUGGAAACCCUGUUCUUCCUGGAAGAAUGUUAGCUGCCAUGGAGCACACAAAACGAACAGGACACUGUUGGGAAUUCAGUUAAAAUAGUGAAUCCCUGAACUGCAGAUGAGAGUGCAUACUGUAUUAUUCUGCAAUGAAACAUGCAUACAGAACAUAAUUUCAGUUUUGCACUAGCACACCAUUGAGUUCAAGUUUUACAGUAACCUGCUGGAAAAAAAACUAAUACCAAUUAAAUAAUUGUAACUGUAAGUUGAACAGGGAAUGCCUCCUCAUCCAGAUUCUUUUCUGUUCAUAGUAAGAAGGAUGAAUUAAUCCUGAUCCUCCUCAAACCAGUGAUACAUGUUCUAUUCCAAAUCCAGGAUACUGUCUUUAAUAUGCUAGAGUUAAUUAUAGAAUUAGGGAAUGCAGUUGGAAUAGUGACUGAACUUAUAAGAGCAGUGUCAUGUAUUGCUGUACAGUCCACUAGGACUGGGGAAAUGAACAUAUAAUCCUCCAUAUGUUGCUGGUCUAUUAAUUCCCAUCAGCCCUAUUAAGAUAGCUACUGGCGAAGGAUGAUGAGAGAUGCAGCCCAGAAACUGUACAGUUACCUGUUCCUUAACCAUGAGUUGCAUCCACAUGCUUGGGUGUAAGCUUUGUAGGUUCCACUGUCUCAGUGCUCUAUUUUUACUCUAUUAAGUGUAUCUUAGCCUUAAUGUUCUGGAAGUUGCUCCAGAGUAAACAUAUAUAGGCAUUUUAAUGUUAUAAAAUGGAAUAAGGAUUUAAUGAAAAUCACUGAGCAGUACUGUUGUAUUUUCAUGAAUCUCAGACAUAUAGUAUAGGUUAACUUUCAUUAGUUUGGCAAAUAGUGUGUACUCUAUGACAUGAAUAUGAUGUCCAUGCAUCCAAUUCUUGAAUUCAUGGUACAUUUGCUUUCUACUCUUAAGUAGAAUCAAUAAAUCUAUGUGCUACAGAUGUAAGAUACAAGAAUGUAACAAACUAGCAUUGCUCUGAGGACUUUACACGUUGAUUAACAACGGGGACUUUACUGAUCUAUUAUCACAUUUGUACCUGCAUUGCAUGCUUGCUGUCUUACUUUCAUAUAAAAAAAUGUCAGCAAGAUUUGCAUUUUUAAGUGGCAUCUUCAGAAAGAUCUCAAGGUAUUUUCAAUAGUAAGAUGCUCUUUAUAGAUCUUGAGUUUUUAUCUGAUCUUGUGGCGACUACAGUGAACUCAUCCUACAAGUGCUUUUGCAGUACUAGUGUGGUUUGUAAAUACUUGGCCUUAUUCACUAGGCUGCAUACUUUAUGGCUGUAUUUAAUGUGACCUUAAGUGAAACUUGUUAAAGAGGCAAAUCAUGUUUAUUCACUAUUGUACAUAAACAAAUAAAAUUUUAUUUAAACUCUUAA
Molecule: messenger RNA, 2822 nt
Organism: Pogona vitticeps (central bearded dragon)
Lineage: Eukaryota; Metazoa; Chordata; Lepidosauria; Squamata; Agamidae
Source: RefSeq, a predicted model, not a curated record